This is a messenger RNA of Anopheles stephensi (Asian malaria mosquito), 1857 nucleotides long. RefSeq lists its product as uncharacterized. The record is from RefSeq and is a predicted model, not a curated record. Bases 1165 to 1722 code for a protein of 185 amino acids. Lineage: Eukaryota; Metazoa; Arthropoda; Insecta; Diptera; Culicidae. The transcript has a single exon.
ACGUAUGGGCGCCAUGUUCCCGUCGGACGUGGUGGUGGCCAGCGAAGGACAGCCCCAAAUCUUCCGGCCCGCGUUUGGGUCGAGUGCAUCGCUCAAGCGUCACCAGCAAGAUUGGUCCGACAAGUAUCAACGCACACGGCCCGGGUACGCGCUUGCAACGCCUACUGUGGCGCGUGAUCGAUUCAGCGCGGAUUCUCCGGCACGGCUACAGAUUGUUGGUGGUGGAACGGCCGAUGUGCUGGUGGACAAACGGAAACCGUACGGAUCGAUUGGACGGGCACGGAAAUCACACACCAGAAGUCCACGCCGGGUGGUACUGCGGGCCAGCGGUGAUCCGAGCGCGGGCAAGGGUUCGGAAGCGUCAUCCGAUAUCCUGUGCUCGUCCGUGUUUCUUACCUACCGUGAAGGAUUGUUCUUCAGCACUAAGCCCCAGGAAGCGAACUGUACCGAUGUGUAGUGCCACCCAGAAGGAGAGACAUCACGCAAUAUCUUUGUGUUCGUAGCAUUUUUCGGCGCGUGUGUGUGUGUGUGCGUGUACCGUAACUAGAUUAAGUUUUUGUCAUUGUGAAGCAAGUCCCAGAGCUUAACUUUGGGUCAGAGAAGUUGUGAGUUUGCUUCCUUUUCCUGUAAGCUCCAUGUUGGUACCUUAAAAUAUACUCUUUAAAGACUUAAAUCGUAAUCAUGUUUACUUACGUAGUUGCCGCUCGCACCAAGGUUUCCCCGUAAUCUCGCUCUUUGCGUCGAUAAAAACUGUGGUGAAUCCUUAUUGACAGGUUAGCAUUGAAAAAUUACCUCCACGUUUCGCUUUGAACCAGACCUCCAGUUGCGUCCGGGGGAGAAGGAUAAUUAGAUUGCUCCCUCAAGCGCAGGAAUCACACCAGGCCACAUCCCACGAUGAUUGUGUUGGACGGGACCGUCGAGUGGAGCGAAAUAUUUUUCAAUCCAACGGCUAAAAACAGAAAGAAUAAAAAUAUUAGCAUAAUUUGCUUUGAACGUGACUUGCAUCGUACCUGUGGGAACUUCCCGGGCAUCCUUUAUCUGCGCUAUAAAAGCUGCACCACGCGUACUUCCCGGCUGCAGAACACAACUGUGUGCAUCGAAGCAAGCAACUCGCGUGUGUGGUGGUGCUGUUCAAGGAAAACGUAGUACACUGUGCCCGUUACCAUGGCGAGGGUAACGCUAGCGUUUCUAGUGUCACUGGUAGCCUACCUUGCCUACUACGCGCUUGUAAGUGAGGCCCAACCGAUCGGAUCCCUGGUGCUAACGUCUUCCGGCUCAGGACACUCUCCAGCUGGGCCCUCUAAUACUGACGAUCCCGGUGAUAACGUACAGCAUGGCUGGCUCAAGGAUACAAACGCUUACCGUGCCCGGAUCAAACCCCGACAGUACGACAGGAAACAUCCAGCAUCUAGCGGCUAUCAAGCAUUCCGCAGAACUGCCCCAUUUCCCGUACUGACUCUAAAGGAGCAAGCUGCCGGAAGUGCAUCGGAGCUCCUAUCUCCCGAAACCGCCGACCUUGGGAAAGCGGACCAGCAGCUACGGUUUAACUUCGCAGGAUAUCUUACCGACGGUGGAGCGACCCUGCUGGACGAAGAGGACGAGGACGAUGAGAUUGGUGGGCUGGUGAAACGCUUCGACGAUUACGGGCAUAUGCGGUUCGGGAAGCGGGGCGGUGAAGGUGAUCAGUUUGAUGAUUACGGGCACAUGCGGUUUGGACGAUAGAGUGCGGUGUCAUCGGAGGCGUUGGAGCUAGGAAGUUGUUGGAGCCACUUGCGUUUGUACGGUUACCGAUAUGCGAAAUCCUGUUUUGGGGGGCGGCAAAUAAAGCAAAUCUUCCGAUGUGUGAAGUAAAAACUG